Rhopalosiphum padi (bird cherry-oat aphid) is the source of this 5480-nucleotide messenger RNA. It is a transcript of the gene Kdm5, whose product is annotated as lysine-specific demethylase 5. The transcript has a single exon. Gene Ontology annotation, molecular function: DNA binding; histone demethylase activity. Bases 1774 to 4041 code for a protein of 755 amino acids. The record is from RefSeq and is a predicted model, not a curated record. Gene Ontology annotation, biological process: chromatin remodeling. NCBI's taxonomy places the organism in Eukaryota, Metazoa, Arthropoda, Insecta, Hemiptera, Aphididae. Gene Ontology annotation, cellular component: nucleus.
UAACAAUUCUUGAUUGUAAUAUAUCAUGGGAAUUUCAUAUCUUUUUACAACUUGUUCCGGUUAUAUUUUUCAUAGUGUAAGUUCUAUUUUAAUUUUUUUUUGGGAAUUUGAUAAUAUUAAUAGCAUUUAUGGUUCUGGAGAAUUGAUAACUGCAAUUUUAGAACGAAUUUAUUUAUAAUUAUGUAAUUUUGUAUCGUUAACAUGCGUGGAAUUAAGUUGAUUAAAUUAUAGUUAUUCUUCGUAUAAAAAUUAUGGUUUGUAUUCGUGACUCUUAAGGGAUUAUUAGUUUUAUUUUUGUUAGAUAAAUAGUUAUGUAUAAAUAGACGCAUAAUAUUAAGUAGGUAUAUUUUUUCUAGAUUGUGAUACGUAUUACGUAUGCAACACUCACUCACGCGAGUUGUACGGCACAACGGUAACGUAGGUAAUAGGUAUCUUUGAUUUACUCUCAUCGCAAAUCACAAUAAUUUAUGCCUUAUGGUUGGAAUUAAGGUCUUCUAAGACCGUGACCGAUUCGAUGAGACAUUGAAAAUUAUAAGUAACAAGUGACGGUUUGGAUAUAUAACUAUAUAACUAUCCUGUAUCCAUAUUUCAUAGACGUACUGAUAUUUUUUACAUUUAUUACGUCCAUUUAUCUAUUAUGCGGAUGUUCGAACGUGAUGUACUUCGUUUCUCGAGAUGUCACUCGCGAAUCAAAUAAAUUUACUAAGCGACGAGUGACGGCAUGCACUCAAUAUCAUUAAUCAUUGACACUCGCAAGAUCGCCGUUAUUCUUAAGUAUGAGACAAAAUGGCCCAAACAACGGACGUAGGUCGAGCGGCGCUCUGCAGAGGAGUGUGAAUUAGUAUGGAGACUGCAACACAAAUUGAAAAAUAUCAUUGAUCGAAGUGAUUGAACAGUGUCGUAAUAUUUCCACGUCCUGGUUUAUUUAAUAUUAACAUUAUAUCAUACUCGAGGAGUUCUCCUGUCGUAGUGUUUUGCCCGUGUGGCCGAGUACACGUUCUGUAGGACGUAGUACGGCAUUAUAAUUGUGUCGAUAUUACUGCGAGUGCGUGCGUCCGUAUAUCCCGUAGUUGGUAGUGGUGCGAGCAGCUAUAUAAUAUAUUAUUAUUUUCUAUGCUGUGAGCGGCGAACCUCAUCACUUUCGUGCCUGUGUCGAAGUCUUGUGCGUGUGUAUACGUGUGUUAGGGUGUGUGUGUGUGUGUGUGCGUGUCUCUAUUUGUGUGCAAUGUGUAUGUUGGCUGCAUUCUAUCUUCCAUAGUGAAAUUGCUACUUUUAAACAAAAGGCUUUAAAAAUUAGUUUUAAAUUAUUUCCGUGCGUAUACCUACGAAAUAUUCAAUUUGUUUUGAUCUGGUUUGGCGUAACCGAGCAACAUUGACUGAUCAAAAUACUCGCUCGAGGUACAUCGAAGAUAUAUUUCCUUUCCUUUUUGAAAAUCAUUAAACGGAUCACCCACAGUUGCGUGGUGGUAGUGGCGGCGUGGAGUGUGGUGGACUACGUGACAUUUUAGAAAUGCGGGAUGGACGUCCAUCGUUCGAAACGCAAUCCUUGGCUCUUUAGUCUACAAUGCAACGUACAUUUUCAACUUCUAAUGUUCGAUAAGCAUUAUGUUGUACAUACGAUACUUUUUUCGAUCAAGUUGUUUUAAAUUUUUUUAGAAAGUGUUUUUAUCUUUGUUUAAGUAAGUAAUUAUAAUUUUUUUUAUAUAUAUAUAUAUAUAUAAAUAUUAUAUAUACGUAUAUAAUAUUAUCUUUAUACCAUAAUAUUACAUUAAAAUGAGUGUAAAAAGAGAUAUAAAGUGUAAACUUGAAAUUGAUGAACCAAAACAAAAAGAAUGUCCUGAAGGAAAAUUUAUUGAUCCUGUUAGUCUUAUGGAAAAAGGCAAGUUUGUUUUCAAGGUUCCACCAGAAGCUCCAGUUUUUGAACCUACAGCAGAAGAAUUUAAAGAUCCAUUGAAAUAUAUUGCUAAAAUUAGAAGUGUAGCACAAGAACAUGGAAUUUGUAAAAUUAGACCUCCUUCUAAUUGGCAUCCUCCAUUUUGUGUUGAUGUUGAUAACUUUAAAUUUACACCAAGGAUUCAAAAACUAAAUGAACUAGAUGCAAGUACUAGAGUUAAACUCAAUUUCUUGGAAAAAAUUGCCAAGUACUGGCAUUUACAGGGGAUCCGUAUUAAAAUACCAGUAUUAGAACAAAGGGCUGUAGAUUUGUAUUCUCUUUAUAAAAUUGUAGAAUUUGAAGGAGGUUUUGAUGAAGUAUGUGCAGAAAAGAAAUGGGGAAAAGUUGCUAGUCGUAUGGGUUAUGUUUGUGAAAAAUCUUCUGGUACAGUGUUAAAAAGUCAUCAUGAAAGGUGGCUUAAUCCAUUUUCACUUUUUCAUGCUACCAUUAAAGAUGAAAUUUAUAACAAACCAAUUAAAAGAGAGAGUAAAGUUCCAAAUAUUAAAGAAGAAAAUUCUUCUGUUUCAAAUUCACCUACUAAAAGAGCUAGACUUAGCCCUGAUGACGAUAAUGAAUCUGAUGAUUAUAUUAAGGAUCCAUUUUAUCUAAUGGAAAAUAAAGAAUUAAGAAAAUUACAAUUUUUUGGUGCUGGUCCUAAAAUGGCCGGAUUUAGUUCCAAGUGUAGAAUAGGACAUUUAAAGUCAAAAGAAUCUAAGAAGUCUAAAAGAAGAAGUAAACCUGCUGUAGAUUAUUUGGAUAAAUAUUAUUGUCAAAAAUGCGGAAGUGGCAAAUCUGAAGAAACUAUUUUAAUUUGUGAUGGAUGUGAUUUAAGUUUCCACAUGCAAUGUUUAAUCAUACCAUUAACUACUGUUCCAAAGGGUGAAUGGAGAUGUCAUAAAUGUGUAAUUAAUGAAGUGAUCAAACCUAGUGAUGCUUUUGGAUUUGAACAAGCUCAGCGGGAAUACACACUUCAACAAUUUGGAGAAAUGGCAGACCAAUUUAAAUCUAAAUACUUUAAUAUGCCAGUUCAUCUUGUGCCUACAGACAAAGUUGAACAGGAGUAUUGGAAAAUUGUUUCAUCUAUUGAUUCCACGGUAAUAGCAGAAUAUGGUGCUGAUUUACAUACUAUGGAUCAUGGGUCAGGAUUCCCUACAGGUCUUGCGCUUAGUGGAAAUGAAGAUAAUACUUUUUACAAGUCCUACAUAGAAGAUCAUUGGAAUUUAAAUAAUAUACCAAUACUUAAGGACUCUGUUCUUAGUUUUAUUAAUGCUGAUAUAUCUGGUAUGAAAAUUCCAUGGAUGUAUGUUGGCAUGUGUUUUUCAACAUUUUGCUGGCAUAAUGAAGAUCAUUGGAGCUACUCAAUCAACUAUUUACAUUGGGGUGAACCAAAAACGUGGUAUGGAGUUCCAGGAGCCUCUGCCGAAGCUUUUGAAGAAGUUAUGAAGGAGACAACACCAGAAUUAUUUCAUUCACAGCCAGAUCUCUUGCAUCAGUUGGUUACUAUUCUGAAUCCAAAUAUAUUGAUGAAAGCAAAUGUCCCAAUCUAUCGAACUGAUCAGAAUGCUGGAGAAUUUGUUGUUACUUUUCCAAGAUCUUACCAUACUGGAUUCAAUCAAGGAUAUAAUUUUGCUGAAGCUGUGAAUUUUGCUCCUGCUGAUUGGAUUUCAAUAGGUCGUGAAUGUGUUAAUCAUUAUUCCUCUCUCAAACGAAUAUGUGUAUUUUCCCAUGAUGAACUUAUAUGUAAAAUGGUGAACUCUUGUGAUGACUUGACACCAAAAGCAGCUGAACUUGUGUAUGAUGAUUUGAAUGAAAUGGUGAAGUUUGAAAGAGUUCAACGUAAAGCACUUUUAGAUUGGGGUGUUACUGAAGCGGAUUUUGUUGAAUUUGAACAUCAAGUAGAUGACCUUAGACAAUGUAUGGUUUGUAAUACCACUUUGUAUGUGUCUGCUGUAUCCUGUUCAUGUGAUCCAAAAAGACUGGCAUGUCUUCGGCAUUUUAAACAACUUUGUGACUGUCCUGCACAAAUGCACGUGUUCAAAUACAGGUAUACCCUUGAUGAGUUUCCACCUUUAUUGCGAAAGGUUAAAGCUAAAGCUGAACAAGCUUGAUGAUUGAAUAUAUUUACAUUAAUAUUUUUUUUUUAUAGCUGUAAAUAAUUUAAGCCGUUUUUGACAAAUAUAACCAAAAUAUGAAAUAAAGAAACAAAUAUAAAACUAGGUUGAUUUAAUAAAAAUAUAUAUGUUAAAAAACUAUAUUUUUGCAUCUCAUAGUUAUAUUAUAUAUUUAAGUCUUUUUAGUUUAGAAGUUAAUUGUUUACCUAAAUAUUAAAGACUAUGUAUUUUAAAAUUUAAUAUGAAAAAAAAAUUAUGUUCAUUAUUUAAUAUUGUACAUUAGCUUAACGUUUUUGAUGUACCUACUAAAAUAGUUAGAACUCUUUUUCUUAUUGAAUUAUUUAUGUAACAUUUCUAAUGAUGUAAUUUGAUAUAUAUUUGAAUGAAUUUAGUAUUAUCUUUUAAGUGCUAGAUAGGUUCUAAUUAUUAAAAAUUUAUAUCUCAAUAUUAUUAUAGUAUUGAUGUUGAUAUUGAUAUAUGCUUAUUAAUUAUUAUCAUUAUAUUAAUUAAGGUGUAUCUUUAACAAUUAAAAAUGUUAACAACCUAAUAGAAUAUUUAAUUUAUUACCUAGAAAUAUAUAAUUAAUAUCAUUGCCAGACAUCACCAAAUAUUAUAUUUUUAUUACACAAACUGCUGAUGAAAUUAUGCAAGUUGGCCCAUUAAUUGAUCUCUACAAUAAUAUAAACUUGUGUAAUAUGUUAAAUUAUGUUUGAUUGUGUGAUUUUUUUUUCAAAGAUAGAAUUUUAAGUUCCUAUAUAAAUAUUAAACUUUUUUAUAUCAAUCUGUCAUCUUCCUGGAUUUUAAUUUUAGUUUUUUUUCUUUUAUGGAAUAUAUUUUGAUCAUAUUUUGUAUCAUACUUGAUUGAUUUAUUUAUGCCUAGUAUAUUUUAAUUUUAAUUAUAUUUAUCUCAUAAAUUGUAUCUUGGUUUUUACAUAAGAAAUAAUUUUUCUGUGCAAAUAUAAUUCUAUAAAAAUUAUUAAGAUCAAGUUGAUAUUAUAUCUUGUUAAAUUGAAUGUAUUUACGUUACUUUCAUUAUAAUUUUAAAAUAAUAUACAGUAUUUAAAAUUAAUUUGAACAAAUUUAUAUUUUUUCUAAUAAAUAGAGCUGUAGUUAUUUAAAACGAAUUAACAAUACAAUCAAUAUAAUGAGUGUAUUGUAAUUUGUUUUAUAAAAACUAAUUAUUAAAAAAUGAAUUAUAUUUUAAAUGAAAAACAACUGAAUUUACUUCUUUAAUUUGUAAGGUGUAUUUAAUGAUUAGUAUACACAUCUUCAUAAAUAUAGAUUACAAUGUAGUACAAAAUAUUUUAUUUUUACUUUUAAGUGUAGUUAUAGUUAAUAUUUAACUGUACUAACUUUAAUUUGUGUGUACUUAAUGUUUAUAUCACUGUUGAGGAUUAAUUAAUAAAAAUACUUAAAACACUGUUUGAAACUCUAAA